GCGGGGAGCGCCUGAAACAGCAGCAAAUGGUCCACUGAUGUCGCCGAAAUGGCCCGGCCAAGGCUAUUGGCAUGUUGAGAAGUGAAGCUGAGGGAAUCAAGAAGACUUGGAGUAAAAAAAAAACGUGGCGAUGCAUCCCGCGCGCAUUCGCCGGCACCGGUCGUCUUCGAACGCAAGUUCGUUGAGUCGGCCAAGUUUCGAAGCGACGAAGCCGACUUUCGUGGAAUCGUGUUCGCCUGGCCUCAGAAUGGCGAUCGCCGCAUGGGCUCCUGAUCACCUGAAAGCUGCUGGAAACGAGGACCCGCUUGAACUAAUUUCGGCUGAGGCCUGCAGCUCAGAAAGUCGGGCAAAAUGGUCACGCCGUCGGAUCUCAUGGCCAAACGCGUAGGUUAAUGACCGUCCCAUGAUGACUUUGCUUGUAAUCAAACACGGAAACGGACGCGUCAAAAGGCAGUGCGCAGGUUUCGG
Mycena citricolor is the source of this 468-nucleotide messenger RNA. The record is from the annotation of a GenBank genome assembly. Lineage: Eukaryota; Fungi; Basidiomycota; Agaricomycetes; Agaricales; Mycenaceae.